AUGGUUCUCCGAUCACCAUUUGUGGUUGAACUGGAAGUGGGCAAUCGUGGCCCCAAAGCAUUGAUGCUACAGCUAGAGCAAUAUAUCCAGCUUCCACACAGUGCAUAUGCUCUGGGUAUCAAGAUUUACAAGAAGCGCCGUCAUCUGCCGAACCACCCCUUUGCUGCUGUUGCCAUCUUGUGGCACCAACCCCCUCUGCCUGUGGGAGGGGGUCCACCACCAGGCAUUAACUUGGUGAAUGUUUGGAACUUUGGGACUGCAGACUUGCAUCCAAGUUCGAAGAGGGCCUUCUGUGGACUAGGACCUGGAGUUCCCGCUAUAAGACUCCCGCUACCUGCCAUGUGCGAUUUUCAAUACCCAGCACCCAACACCAUUAUCAAUGGGCCGUCGGCCACGCUGGUGACAAAUCAAAAUAUCAUUGAUUCAAAUGGGGGUCUGGUCCCAGCUGGGCCUAAUUUGACCAUCGAUCUGGCUGUUGUUGUGGAAAAGGCAGUGAUCAAUGAUUAG
Messenger RNA from Seminavis robusta, 507 nucleotides. NCBI's taxonomy places the organism in Eukaryota, Bacillariophyta, Bacillariophyceae, Naviculales, Naviculaceae. The record is from the annotation of a GenBank genome assembly.